Messenger RNA from Knipowitschia caucasica, 615 nucleotides. The record is from the annotation of a GenBank genome assembly. NCBI's taxonomy places the organism in Eukaryota, Metazoa, Chordata, Actinopteri, Gobiiformes, Gobiidae.
AUGAAGAAUGAGACACAGGAGAGAGCACCCACAGGAGAGGGCACCCACAGGAGAGAGCACCCACAGGAGAGGGCACCCACAGGAGAGAGCACUCACAGGAGAGAGCAACCACAGGAGAGAGCACCUACAGGAGAGAGCACCCACAGGAGAGAGCACCCACAGGAGAGAGCACCCACAGGAGAGCACCCACAGGAGAGAGCACCCACAGGAGAGAGCAACCACAGGAGAGAGCUCCCACAGGAGAGAGCACCCACAGGAGAGAGCAACCACAGGAGAGAGCUCCCACAGGAGAGCACCCACAGGAGAGCACCUAUGGAGAGAGAACCUACAGGAGAGCACCUAAAGGAGAGAGCACCUUCAGGAGAGAGCACCCAUGGAGAGAGCACCUACAGGAGAGAGCACCCACAGGAGAGAGCACCUACAGGAGAGAGCACCCACAGGAGAGAGCACCCACAGGUGAGAGCACCCACAGGAGAGAGCACCCACAGGAGCGCACCUACAGGAGAGAGCCCCCAUAGGAGAGAGCACCCACAGGUGAGAGCACCCACAGGAGAGAGCACCUACAGAAGAGCACCUAUGGAGAGAGCACCUCCGGCACGGUGGCUGAGUGGAUAG